AUGACCGUGGACAAACCGCCCUCAGGUGCCGAAAUGACGCCGACGUGCCUCGUCCUCCUGCUGAUGAGUAACGCCGCCGCAGUCUACGCUCAGUUUAACGGAUACAACUGCGAUGCCGGCUUCCACAGCAGGUUUCCCGGUGAGCGGGACAUCAGCGUGUACUGCGGCGUUCAGACCAUCACCCUGAAGAUCAACUUCUGCCCGGUGCUCUUCUCGGGCUACACCGACGCGGACCUGGCCCUGAACGGCCGGCACGGCGAGGCCCAGUGCCGCGGCUUCAUCAACAACAACACGUUCCCCACGGCGGUGCUGUUCAGCAUCAGCCUCAGCACCCUGGAGGCCUGCGGCAACAGCCUGGUGGUCAGCACGGCCUACGGGGCCAAUGCCUACGGGAACAUGUCUCUGGUCCAGAUCGGGAACGUCUCGGGGUACAUCGACACCCCCGACCCCCCCACCAUCAUCAGCUACCUGCCCGGCCUGCUGUACAAGUUCAGCUGCAGCUACCCGCUGGAGUACCUGGUCAACAACUCUCAGCUGGCCUCCUCCUCUGCUGCUGUGUCUGUCAAGGACAGCAACGGCACGUUUGAGAGCACGCUCAGUAUGAUCCUCUACAAUGAUUCGACGUUCAACCAGCCGCUGUCCAUCCCCAUGACCGGACUGGCUCUGAAAACCAGAGUGUUUGCUGCUGUGAAAGCCACAAACUUAGACAAACGGUGGAACAUCUUGAUGGACUACUGUUACACAACCCCCUCAGGGAAUCCUAAUGAUGAACUCCGCUAUGACCUUUUCUUUGGCUGUGACAAAGAUCCCCAGACGACGGUCUUCGAGAACGGAAAGAGCCAGGUGGGACGUUUCUCCUUCGAGGUUUUCCGCUUCGUGAAGCACAGACACCAGAAGAUGUCAACCGUCUUCUUGCACUGCCUCACCAAGCUCUGCCGGGCGGACGACUGCAUCAUGCUCAUGCCGAUUUGUGGCAGGCGGCGCCGGCGAGACGCGGUGGAGGGCCUGGACUCCCCGCCGGUGGCGUCGGGGAACGCCGUCGUCACGGCGGGCCCCAUCAUCACCAGGAGCGAUGAAACUCCCGUCAACAACUCCCAACUAGCCUCCGGUGCCCCCUCCCCGCCGCUGAACCCGGUGACCAGCGCUCUGAUCUCGGGCGUGGUCAUCCUGGGCGUGGUCUGCGCCGCCUUCUUCCUGUUGUCGCUCCGCCUCCUGCUGAAGUCCCGCCCCCUGCCGGCGGCGGCCUCAGGUGUCUGGAACCCGGGCUUUAAAUGA
This is a messenger RNA of Salarias fasciatus (jewelled blenny), 1275 nucleotides long. RefSeq names its product zona pellucida-like domain containing 1b (gene zpld1b). The transcript is spliced from 10 exons. The record is from RefSeq and is a predicted model, not a curated record. NCBI's taxonomy places the organism in Eukaryota, Metazoa, Chordata, Actinopteri, Blenniiformes, Blenniidae. The coding region runs from base 1 to 1275 and encodes 424 amino acids.